This is a messenger RNA of Trichomonas vaginalis G3, 903 nucleotides long. RefSeq names its product SWIM zinc finger family. The coding region runs from base 1 to 903 and encodes 300 amino acids. The record is from RefSeq and is a predicted model, not a curated record. The transcript has a single exon. NCBI's taxonomy places the organism in Eukaryota, Parabasalia, Trichomonadida, Trichomonadidae. Gene Ontology annotation, molecular function: zinc ion binding.
AUGCUCACUAAAUUGAAAUCUUUUAUUCCACCAAGCAGAUUCAAGAAUAUUUAUUCCGAUCAAGGUCCGGCAAUUAUAGCUGCUGUUAGAGAAUCAGGCUUUUCUUGCGAUCAUAAAUUUUGCUUACGUCAUUUUGCAACAAAAAGGGAAUACAUCAAUGUCUAUUCCGAAAUUGUUGAAGUCGCUUACGCAGACCAUCCUCAAAAACGAAUUGACUUGAUUAAAAAGUUAGAAACUCGUUUACAAGAGGAAUAUCCAAACCGCGAAAAUAAUCAGGAUCUCUUUAAGUACUUAGAUAGUAUUAACCCAUUUGAAGGAUUCGCUGACUACACCGCUGGCAUACUCACAACAUCUCUUAUUGAAUCCCUUAAUGCCGAAAUUAAAGAUAAAUGGGAUACAUAUGAACCCGCCGAACUAAUUAUCCGUCUCAUUGAACAUGAAUUCAAUCUUGUUAAAAAUGUUUUAACAGGUGAUUUUAAAUCAGAUAAUAUUAUCAAAAAUCUAAAUGAAACUUUGAAACAUUCAGAUAUGUUUAGCUCGGUAUUAUAUGAUCCAAUUCAAAAAUUAUAUUAUGCAACUUUUGGUCGCUAUACAUAUUGCGUAAAAAUUAUGUCAGAUUCACAAUAUUCAUGCACAUGUAAGCACAUCGAAUUAUACGGAUUACCUUGUAUUCAUGUAAUCGCCGUAUUGAAUCACUUUUCGAACAAAAAUCUUCUUAAAAAUUUGAAUGAUGCAGUUCAUGCUCGCUUCAAAUGUUCAGAGUUUAUGACUCCUGUGGAAGAUUUAAUGAAAUUUUAUGUUGACCAAGCAUCUUUAAAAAUUCCCGGAAUAAAUUUCAACCUGGGAGAGAUUGAAAAAUUAAGGGGAAAAAGGACUAGGAUUAAAGCAUUUUACGAAAAGUGA